UUUGCUUCCACUCAAAAGGUAGCAGUGCAAAACUGUAGCCACAAUGAAGAGACUUAUUCCUCUCACAGGCAUUUGCUUAUUAUUUAUUCAUCUUGGCUCUGCCUAUCAACUUAUAUGUUACUUCACCAGCUGGUCCCAGUACAGACCUGAUCCUGUGAAGUAUGUACCUUCCGACAUUGAUCCCUUCCUGUGCACACAUCUAAUCUAUGCAUUUGCCAGCAUUAACUCUAAUCAGCUGGUUACCUACGUGCAGAACGAUGAGAUUCUAUACAAAUCCAUCAAUAGUCUGAAGCAAAUUAAUCCAAAUUUGAAGACACUUUUGGCUGUUGGAGGAUGGAACUUUGGAACAGCUCUAUUCACUACUAUGGUGUCAACCAAAGAAAACAAAAAUACAUUUAUAAAGUCGUCCAUCAGCUUUCUCCGAAAGUAUGGAUUUGAUGGAUUGGAUCUAUACUGGCAAUAUCCUGGAGCUCGUGGAAGUCCUCCAGAGGAUAAGCAAAGAUUCACUCUGCUCUGUCAGGAGCUUAGACAGGCCUAUGUGGAAGAAAGCAUUGCUACCGGAUGUUCUCGGCUUAUGCUCACAGCUGCAGUGGCUGCUGGGAAAUCAGUUAUAGAUGCUGGAUAUGAAAUUGCUAAGAUUGCCAAGUACCUGGACUUCAUUAGCGUGAUUACAUAUGACUAUCAUGGGUCUUGGGAAAGUUUCACUGGACACAAUAGUCCCCUGUAUCAAAGGUCUCAGAAAACAGGAGAUGAAAUCUACCUUAAUACUAAUUAUUCAAUGACAUACUGGAAGAAUCAGGGUGCUCCAGUGGAGAAGCUGAGGAUGGGUUUUGCUAUGUAUGGCAGGUCAUUUCAACUGUCAUCUACAAAGAAAGCCUUGAGAGCUCCAUCGAGUGGUCCUGGUUCUGCUGGCAAUUACACCAGAGAGUCAGGCAUCCUGUCUUUUUAUGAGGUCUGCAGCUUUCUUAAAGGAGCCAGUACACAUUGGAUUGAGGAUCAAAAAGUACCCUAUGCCACAAAGGGGAAUCAGUGGGUUGGCUUUGGAAACAGUCAGAGCUUUGAGAUAAAGGUGGCUUACCUAAAAGAAAAUAAUUUUGGUGGGGCCUUUGUCUGGGCUCUUGAUUUGGAUGAUUUUACUGGACAUUUCUGUGGCCAGGGAAAAUACCCUUUCAUCAGCCUGCUGAAGAACCUCCUAAAAAAUGGUCUUCCUGCUUCUAAUGCUGAAGGUCCUUCUGCUGAAUGUCCUAUUGCUUCUACUGCUAAGGUUCCUCCCAAUCUGCCCCCUGCUCCACCUACAAAAGAUUUUACAGCUGCAGGUCCCCAUUAUUAUUGUGUAUCAUUAUUGUAACCCUUGUAUUGUCUUUACUUUUGAGACACUCUGGCAUCCCUUGGGUCAAAUUGAACCGGUACAUACUGUAUUUUGGUUUUAAAAACAAUUUUGAAAUAAAAUUUUAAUUCAUGAUCUGUCAACCUAUAUUGUCUUUUUCUCAAUUUUCAACUACAGAGAACAUAUAUGUUUAAUGUUGGCAAAUAGUAUUUACUGAAACACAAUUAACAAUACAAGUAUCUGGUCUUUGUUGACUGUAAUCCAGAUUGUUAAUGCAUUAUAGGCAGAGACAAGUUGUAUGUUGUAAAAGAUCAGGUGUGGCCACUGUAGUAUUCUUCUAUGACAGCUUCCCUUACGGAAGAAAAUAUAUGACAAUAUAUUGUAAAAUAUAAUGCAAUAUAUUUAAUACAUUUCCAUAUAUAGGAAACUUAUAUGCUUAUAUGUAUUAAAAUAUUGCAAUAUAUGAAUGGACCGUGUAUGGAUAUACAGUACUUGGAUAACGCUUUAGUCAUUUUCUUAAUCUUCUCAAAUGUGCCUCAAACAUGGCUUAUUACCUGUAAAUCUCACAGAAUUUCACAAAGUAGACAGUGCAUGUAAACUGUGUGCAUUUGGUUUUUUUGUAUGUCAUGUAGAAUUGAACUCAUCAUUACUUUAAAAAAAUACUUUUUACUACUCCAGGAAUGAUGUUGCAAAAACGUAAAA
Molecule: messenger RNA, 2029 nt
Organism: Clarias gariepinus (North African catfish)
Lineage: Eukaryota; Metazoa; Chordata; Actinopteri; Siluriformes; Clariidae
Product: acidic mammalian chitinase-like
Exons: 11
Coding region: 44-1348 (434 amino acids)
Biological process (GO): carbohydrate metabolic process; chitin catabolic process
Cellular component (GO): extracellular region
Molecular function (GO): chitin binding; chitinase activity
Source: RefSeq, a predicted model, not a curated record